Megalops cyprinoides (Indo-Pacific tarpon) is the source of this 2891-nucleotide messenger RNA. RefSeq names its product calcium-activated chloride channel regulator 1-like. The record is from RefSeq and is a predicted model, not a curated record. Gene Ontology annotation, molecular function: intracellularly calcium-gated chloride channel activity. The transcript is spliced from 15 exons. NCBI's taxonomy places the organism in Eukaryota, Metazoa, Chordata, Actinopteri, Elopiformes, Megalopidae. The coding region runs from base 135 to 2846 and encodes 903 amino acids. Gene Ontology annotation, biological process: chloride transport.
UUGGGGUUGUUGUCUGAACGUUGUAAUUGUUUGGGGUACUUUGUAUUACUUUGCGUUUGUUUGUGGUGUUACGAUUCUUUGUUUAGGUUUGUUUGUUUAUUUCAGAGAACGGACGGAAAAACUUACGAAAAGUCAUGCGCCCAAGAACAGGAGGUUCGGCUGUGGUGGUCUAUCUGUUAGCAUCGGUCUCUGGGAUCAAACUGGAUGGAAAUGGUUACACAGACGUUCUCUUCGCCAUCAGUCCAGCAGUGCCCGAAAACUCACAGCUCAUUGAAAGAAUAAAGGACAUGGUGAUUCAAUCUUCGCAUUACCUCUUUAAAGUGACCAUGAACAGAUUUUAUUUCAAAGAGGUCAAGAUAGUAGUUCCUCCUAACUGGUCGAAAGGACAGUAUUCCAAAGCGCGGACAGAAACUUACGAAAAGGCAAAUAUAAUCAUUGAUGAACCAAACCCACAACAUGGAGAUGAUCCAUACACUCUACAGUAUGGUGAUUGUGGAACACCAGGAAGAUAUAUUCAUUUAACUCCAAACUUCCUGUUAGAUGACAAUCUCCUUCACGCUUAUGGACCUCGAGAAACAGUCCUUGUCCAUGAAUGGGCUCAUCUCCGAUGGGGUGUCUAUGAUGAGUACAACGAGGAACAACCAUUCUACUUAUCAGGGAACAUUGCUGAAGCAACAAGAUGUCCCAAAGCCAUUGUGGGUAGAAGGUUUGCUGUCUCCAAACUGCACAACUCUAUGACAUCCUGCUCUUUUGACCAAAAUACUGGUCUGCCCACGGGAGACUGUGCAUUCUAUCCUGAGAAGCAUCAAAAUAUACCUUCAUCUAUAAUGUACCUUCAGAAUUUAGAUCCUGUAAGAAGUAGAUUUUGUAACAAAACCAGCCACAAUGCAGAGGCACCAAAUAAGCAGAACCUUAUAUGCAACUACAGAAGUGUUCAGGAGGUGAUUGAUCUGUCUGACUUCAAAAGUUCUGUACCAAUGGAAACUUUCACUCCUCCAGAGACAAAGUUCACAGUGUUAAAGAGGAGUCGUCGGGUUGUCUGCCUUGUCUUGGAUGUGUCAGGAAGCAUGUCUGGUGAUAGAAUGUUACGCCAACAACAAGCUGCUUCAAUUUUCCUACGGACGAUCAUUGAGAACCAGUCCCUUGUUGGGAUUGUAAAAUUUAGCCAUACUGCUGAGAUCCUUAGACCUUUGACCUUGAUUGAUGGUGAAGCAGCCAGAGAGACUCUUGUGACUUUCUUGCCAUCUACUGCAAAUGGGGGUACAAACAUAUGUGAAGGGCUUGCUAAAGGUUUUGAGGUGCUUCAUAAGGACAAUGGAGACACAACAGGGGAUGAAAUAAUUUUCCUAACUGAUGGAAAGUCUGAUGUAAAUUGCCUCGAAGAUGUGGCUCAAAGCGGUGCUAUUGUGCAGACAAUUGCUCUUGGCUGUUCUCCUGAAGAAAUUCUGCAAACCAUGUCUGAAAUCUCGGGAGGAAAAUAUUUUGUAGCAAGCUUGGAUAGCAAUGAACUUGUGGAUGUCUUUGCAUCACUUACAACAUCUGAUGGAGAUAUUACACAUCAGACAAUUCGGCUUGAGAGCUCUGGAAAGAGAACAAAUGAAAAUGACUGGUUUAUUGGGAUUGUCUCUGUUGAUAAAACAGUUGGAAAUGACACAACAUUUUUGGUUAUUUAUGAAAAAAGAACACCCACCAUCGUGAUAAUCAGCCCAACAGGAACUCUCUACAAUGAAUCAAAUUUCAAACACCAUGCUGCUGCAAAAACAUUGUCUCUAGAGAUUCCAGGAACGGCUGAGACAGGAGAUUGGGAGUACAGCCUCCGUAACACAAUGACAAGUCCUCAGUCACUGAUGAUUACAGUGACCAGUCGUGCUGCCAGAGCAGAUGUUGCUCCUGUCACAGUGAAGGCCCACAUGAGCCAGCAGUCCAGUGAUGGAAGCAAACCCAUGGCAGUGUUUGCAGAGGUGAAUCAGAAAGGAGUCCCUGUGACUCUGGCAGAUGUAUGGGCCACAAUUGUGUCAAGUACUGGAGACAAAGUAGAGCUACAGCUUCUGGAUAAUGGCGCAGGAGCUGAUAUUCAGAGAAAUGAUGGUGUCUACUCUAGAUAUUUUACCAACUUGAAAGAUGGAAAGUAUAACCUGAAAGUGCGAGUAAGGGGACAAGGGGACAAUGCCACAGCCAACAGAGGGCAGAGCCGUGCAAUGUACUUACCUGGAUAUGUGAUUGAUGGAGAGAUAAAACUGAACCCACUGAAGCCUACAGUCAGUGGAGAUAACCCACAGAUGGAUGUGGGCAACUUCAGCAGGACAGCUAUAGGGGAGAGCUUCAUCAUCUCUCUCCCUCCAGGUGUACCCCCUCCAAAAUUCCCUCCCUGUAAAAUCAUGGAUCUGACUGCAAAAAUAGAAGAGGACCAGGUGUUUCUUAAUUGGACUGCUCCUGGGGAGGACUUAGACCAGGGAACAGCCACAGCCUACGAAAUUCGUAUGAGUGAAGACUUUGAGCUUCUCAGGACCAAUUUCAGUGAUGCACAGUUGAUCAACACUUCUGGCCUCCCACCACAAGAGGCAGGCUCCAUGGAGGGCUUCUCAUUUAUUUUAGAUGGUAUCACCAUGAAAAAUGGAACAGUCCUAUUCUUUGCUGUAAAAGCUGAAGAUAAGUAUUAUUUAAAAUCAGAUGUCUCUAACAUUGCCCAUGCAUCAAAGAUUGUGGAGUCAGCAGGUAUGAAUGUAAUGACCAUUGUUUUAUGUAUCACAGUGAUAAUUGUCACCAUUUCUAUCCUUGCUGGCAUAAUUAUAUAUUUAAAGAUGAGAAAAGUUGGCAAUUUUAACAGCAACCAUGAAAUACUAUGAAUGAACAAUGAACCAUAAUGCACUUUGUCCUUUACUAUGAUUAAA